Molecule: messenger RNA, 897 nt
Organism: Glycine soja
Lineage: Eukaryota; Viridiplantae; Streptophyta; Magnoliopsida; Fabales; Fabaceae
Exons: 3
Coding region: 105-731 (208 amino acids)
Source: RefSeq, a predicted model, not a curated record
GUCUUCUCCACCUCUUUUAUUCACCCCUCCCUUUCACUUCCCCUUCACCUCCCAAUCCCAAAUCAAUAACAAACAAACCAAACACGACAUAAACGCAAACGCAGAUGCUAACUCCGACGACCGGAGUGCCGAAGCUCCGGCCGCGAUCCGGCCGGACGCCGCUUCAGCUUAAGAACUCUCCGGCCGAUCCCAUCCAGCCUUCCGCGAAGCUCAAGUCGAAGCCAUAUUUUGAGAUUUCGUUGAUCGAUAAAGAGAAUAAUCCGAUCGCCGCCGUUGCGGUUCCGCCGGCUGUGCCGCCGGAGACGUCGCUGGCGGAGGAGCUCAGCGCGGUCAAGAAGAAGCUGGAGAGGAUGAGGGCGGACAAGGAGAGAACGGAGAAAAUACUGAACGAGAAACACGCGCUGCUGGACGCGUGGAUGAAGGAGAUGGAAGAGCGAGGGGAGAUUCAGAAGAACUUCGAGAUAGAGGUUGACCGGUUGUUCCGGUUGAAGGAACUCAAGUAUCGCUGCAUGAGAGUUUCUCCGAUGAGAACGCUUAGGGAGAAGGAACAAGGAAAGAUCGUGAACGAAGCGCCAUCGCAAUCAUCGGAGGUGAAAACAGAGGAAACAAUGGCAUCGGAAUCGGAAUCGGAAUCGGAAUCUGAAUCUGUUGGAGGUGAAUGCCAAGUUCUGCAGAGUCCUGGUUCAGCUUGUUCACAAACUCAUACUACACACACAAAAUCCGAUAGUUGAGACAGAGUUUCUUUAUGGAAUUUUUCAAUACAUAAUUGCUCGUUAUGUUUUUUUUUCCUCUUCAAUUUAUGUGAAUUUCACAUUGCUAUUUGUACUUCUUUUUCAUUAUUAUCAUUACUUUUUAAGAAAGAAAAUGGCUCAAUUUAUAUGGCUGAUAAUCGAUAAA